UAGCAGCAAUAAGGUAAUGUGCCAAGACUGUGCCAGCAACCCAGCCCCAUGGCCUUUGUGCUGGCUUCCUAGGAGACCAUCUCGGGCUAUCAGAGGUGUGACAAACCCCUCCACACACCCUGCAAGGGCUGAUCCCAGUCCAAAGGUUCUCCCCAGGUCUGCUAGAGUUGCAGACACUGCCAGUGACACCAGGCUACCGGAUCUCACCAUGCAUCUCCUGGCACCUUUCACCCUCUGCCUGGUCCUCUGGGCAGAGCUCAGCACUGCUGUUAUCCCAGUGGAAGAGGAGGAUCCAUCCUUCUGGAACAAGCAGGCAGCUGCAGCCAUCGAGGCCUCCUUCAAUAUCCAGCCCAGGAUAGGCCAAGCCAAAAACCUCAUCCUCUUCCUUGGGGAUGGAUUUGGCAUACCCACCAUCACGGCCACUCGCAUCCUAAAGGGGCAGGAGCAGGGGAAGCUGGGCCCUGAGACUCCCCUUGCCCUGGAUACCUUCCCCUACUUGGCUCUCUCCAAGACAUACAAUGUAGACCGGCAGGUGCCUGACAGCGCGGGGACGGCCACAGCCUACCUCUGCGGGGUGAAGGGCAACUACCGCACGGCAGGAGUGAGCGCCGCUGCCCGCUACGAGCAGUGCAACACCACGGCGGGCAAUGAGGUCACCUCGGUGCUGGAGCGAGCCCGCCAAGCUGGGAAGGCAGUGGGCAUUGUGACGACGACACGGGUGCAGCACGCCUCCCCCUCGGGGACCUAUGCCCACGUGGUGAACCGCGAGUGGUACUCGGAUGCCGACAUGUCCAGGAGUGCCCGUGACGAGGGCUGCAAGGACAUCGCCUGGCAGCUGGUCCACAACGUCGACAUCAACGUGAUCCUGGGAGGUGGUCGAAAAUAUAUGACCCCUAAGGGGACGCCAGACCCCGAGUAUCCCAGCUACCCCUCCGAGAACGGGACACGCGAGGAUGGCAACAACCUCAUCAACAAGUGGCUGGAGGAACGGCCGCACGCUCGCUAUGUCUGGAACAAGACAGAGAUGCUGGCUGCUGCUGCGGACCCCGACGUGCAGUAUUUGAUGGGUCUCUUUGAACCCGCGGACAUGAAGUACAGCCUGGAGCGCAACACCACCCUGGACCCGUCACUCACUGAGAUGAUGGAGGCGGCCAUCACCAUCUUGAGCAGGAACCCCAACGGCUUCUAUCUCUUUGUGGAAGGUGGUAGAAUUGACCAAGGCCACCACAGUGGCGAAGCCCACAAGGCACUGACCGAGGCGAUAGAGUUUGACCAGGCCAUCGAGAGGGCAGGCACCCUGACAGACGAGGCAGAGACCCUCACCGUCAUCACAGCCGACCACUCCCACGUCUUCUCCUUCGGUGGCUACACCCUGCGCGGUUCCUCUAUCUUCGGUCUGGCCCCCAGCAAUGCCACUGACAAGAAGAGAUACACAUCCAUCCUGUACGGGAACGGGCCGGGCUACCCAGGCGCUGACCGGCCCGACGUGGACGAGGAAACAGCCCAUGGGUACAGCUACAAGCAACAUGCAGCUGUGCCACUCGCCUCUGAAACCCACGGUGGGGAGGACGUUGCCAUCCUGGCCAAGGGCCCCAUGGCCCAUCUCUUCCACGGCGUUCAGGAGCAGACCUACAUAGCACACGUCAUGGCCUACGCCGCCUGCCUCGAGCCCUACACCGCCUGCCGCCAGCGUGACUCUGCCCCUGGCACUCGUGCGACCCCUCUAGCCCUGCUGCUGCCCACCCUCCUCCUGCCCCUCUUCCACUGACCCCAUGGCUCAGGGUCAUCCCACAGGCACUGCUGGACCCUCGCUGUCCUCCUCCCCACGGCUGUGGCACCCACAGGUGGAUGGUGGCUUUUUGGAGCAUCCUUGGGCUGGGGCACCAAAUCCUGAGUAUGAGUGGGCUCUGUGCCACCCACCUGGGAUGCUCAAGGUUUAAUAGAC
Molecule: messenger RNA, 1945 nt
Organism: Dryobates pubescens (Downy woodpecker)
Lineage: Eukaryota; Metazoa; Chordata; Aves; Piciformes; Picidae
Product: intestinal-type alkaline phosphatase
Exons: 11
Coding region: 17-1768 (583 amino acids)
Biological process (GO): dephosphorylation
Cellular component (GO): plasma membrane
Molecular function (GO): alkaline phosphatase activity
Source: RefSeq, a predicted model, not a curated record